This is a messenger RNA of Durio zibethinus, 1400 nucleotides long. RefSeq names its product stress enhanced protein 2 (gene SEP2). NCBI's taxonomy places the organism in Eukaryota, Viridiplantae, Streptophyta, Magnoliopsida, Malvales, Malvaceae. The record is from RefSeq and is a predicted model, not a curated record. Gene Ontology annotation, biological process: cellular response to high light intensity.
AUGCAGUACCUACAAACUAUUCCAUCUUUCUGAUAGCCACGUUAUCGAACCAAAAUCCUCUCCUUACUAUUCUCCAUCACCAUCAACCGCCUGGCCUAAUAAACAAACAAAGAAAAAGUCCCAGACGUGGAUUCAUAAACCACCACCAAGGUUCCAAAAACACAAUCCUCAAAACACCCCAAGAUUCUAGGAAUCCCCAAAACCAAUCCCCCAACUGAACCCUGUUAUUUUUUUUCUAUGGCCACGGUGGCGCGUGCAAUACAUUGUGAGCUACUUUCCAAUAAACCUGGGGCUAAUACUAGGAGAGAAUUGGGUGGUCAGGUUUCGAUUCCGGCUCAGAGAGUGAAAGUGAGUGAACCUGAGAAUGGAAAGAUAGUGUUGCAGCCGAGGUUGUGUACUUUAAGAUCGUAUGGUUCGGAUCGAGGUAGGGUGUUGAAGACAAGAAGGGAAGAGGGUGAUGAAGUUUCCCCGUUUUUCGAGACGUUGUCUGAGUAUAUUGAGAGCUCCAAGAAGAGCCAAGACUUCGAAAUCAUCUCUGGUCGCCUCGCUAUGGUUGUGUUUGCAGCAACAGUAAUAACAGAGUUUGUGACGGGAAACUCCUUAUUUAGGAAGAUGGACUUGCAAGGGAUUGCUGAAGCUGCUGGUGUAUGCUUAGGGGCCAUGACUUGUGCUGCUGCUUUUGCUUGGUUAUCUAGUGCUCGGAACAAAGUUGGUCGAAUCUUCACUGUCAGUUGUAACACAUUUAUUGAUUCAGUGAUCGACCAAAUUGUCGAUGGAUUGUUCUAUGAAUCUGAUCCUAGUGACUGGUCUGAUGAUAUUUGAAAUAAUUCAGGAAUUGUAAUUAUAUUUAAUCAUAAUAUAGAGAAGCAAAGGCAAGGUGUCUCACUGUCUAUAUAGGUGGGAUCUCCCUUUCAGAGAAACAAUAAUAUGUGGAGAUCCUGGAAAAGAAAUUAGAGGUAGAGAUGAGUAAGUAGGAGUUGUUACUGCAAAUCUUAUGCAAUCAGAACUCAGAAGGCAUGUAAAUGAAGGGAGAUGUGAUUGAAGUGCUAGUUUCUAGUGUCAGCCUAUCUCAUGUGAGAUUAUAGCUGUUAAUUCGUAUGGAAUUAUAGUAAUCAACCAGUGGAGUUAUGCUUAAAUUGAGAGUUGAAACCUGUUGCUGUGUCAUUUAUUCUUCUGUUAUAUGUAGUUUAAUGCUUUAAGAUUCUGGUGGAGAAUGCAAUUAGCUGGCACAGUUAUAGCACAGUUAUAUAAAUGGAGUCCUUAGUAUUACUAUUGGAGGAUGGGAGGCAUAACCUGGAGAUGAUUGAUUCCUUAUGUUGAGGCCUGGAAUCUGUAUUUGGUUACAGUUGGCAGCUCUGGAUGGUAACAUGCAAGAGAUUUUCCUUCAUCUCCUGAUUGAA